UUUUCUUUAGUGGGGUUCCCUUUUAGGAGGUUGGAUUUUCGUACUCUUGUAUUCUUUCAUUUUUCCUCAACAAAACUGAUUGCUUAUUUUAGUUAUCUUUGACUCACUGCUUUUAUUGUGGAAGAUUCAGUUUUUGAGAUUAGAUUUGUUGCCUUUCCUUUUAGGCAUAAGUCGUUACUGAAGUUAGAAGGUUCAAAGCAAUGGUGAGGUUUAAAAACCGAUACAUGGUGUUUUAAGUUCUCUUGGAUCCAACGAAAAACCUUAAAACAGAUGAUCCUAUUAUCAUUACCCAAUAUAAUGUUUCAAAAGCAAUCAAGGAUAGUAUUCUUCUCAACUUCGGGGAAUGUGGUUUUGCUUCCGCAAUUGGAUCUUUUCAAGUAUGUAAAUCCGAUCACGAAGUUAUGUAUUAUUAGAGCCUCCAGAGAGGACUACCAGAAUGUGUGGGCUGCAAUUACUAUGGUGAGGAGUAUCAGCAAUUGCCCCGUUGUAUUCAAUUUACUUGACCUAAGUGGAAAUACAAGGGCUUGCAAGAACACCGCCUUAAGGCUCGACGGAUUAAAGUUUGAGCAAUACAAACUUAUGGUUGGACAUUGUCUUCCAGAUAAUGUAAAUCUGCAAAUGCAGAACUGUCUCGAGAAUAUUGCAACUUUAGAAAACUGAUUGUAUUGUUGCCAUUUAUAUGAAAUCCAUUUCAACAUAAUUUUAAUUAGAUAGUUUA
Cucumis melo (muskmelon) is the source of this 718-nucleotide messenger RNA. Its product is annotated as probable ribonuclease P/MRP protein subunit POP5. The coding region runs from base 271 to 660 and encodes 129 amino acids. The transcript has 3 exons. The record is from RefSeq and is a predicted model, not a curated record. NCBI's taxonomy places the organism in Eukaryota, Viridiplantae, Streptophyta, Magnoliopsida, Cucurbitales, Cucurbitaceae. Gene Ontology annotation, biological process: tRNA 5'-leader removal. Gene Ontology annotation, cellular component: ribonuclease P complex.